Messenger RNA from Penicillium antarcticum, 303 nucleotides. RefSeq lists its product as uncharacterized. Lineage: Eukaryota; Fungi; Ascomycota; Eurotiomycetes; Eurotiales; Aspergillaceae. The record is from RefSeq and is a predicted model, not a curated record. The coding region runs from base 1 to 303 and encodes 100 amino acids. The transcript has a single exon.
AUGGCAGCGCAUCUGAAUAUGAAUGACACGAGACCGGAUCAAGCCCAGCAAAUCGUGACCCUGGUUGAUUACGCCAUUAAGCUUCAAGACAAGAACGAGAAGGAAGUUGAAUCUAUGUCGAAGCUUCGAGACGAAGUACGAGAGCUUCAGGAGCAACUUCAUCACGCCAAUAUAACCAUACAAUGUCAACGAGAAAAUCAUCUCUAUGAGCGCGAAGCAUGGAUGGCUUUCUCUCGCCGGAAUUGCUGUGACCGUCAUUCAGCCACAUUUUCCAAGUUUUUCAAAACUCAAUUGCAGGUGUGA